CAGUGUCAGUAGAGCUAUCUUUGUCUAGCCUUCAGUAAGAAUAAAAAUACUAGUAUAAAUCAGUAUUCCACUAUUUUCCCACCAGCCCGCUGCACAGCGUCUGCAUAUCGCAUGCAGGCAUUCGGAGGAACAAGCACUUACUAUUAUUAUAAAUUCUAGCGUGUCAUUUCACUAGAACAAUCGCAGGAAAUUGUUGUAGACGGCAGACUGGAUUAUCAACCGAGCACCACGUCCAGCACUACAUGUAGAUAAUUCCAACAUGCUACUGGUUCGGUGCUGAUAAGUAAAUGUGUACUGUAGCCACCUGCCUACGAGUACUAGCGCUAGCCUAUAGCGUGCCAAAACAUUGCGUAACGCCCCAGUGGUGCCUUUGGUCUGACGUCGAACAAGCAUGGCUGGGCGCUCAUCAACGGCGGAAGGACGACAUGAUCUGCUGGUGGCGUGGAAGAAGAAAUUCAAGGAAGGCUGUGACUUUGACAACUGGGGACAAGCUGUUGAGGCUGGCGAGAUCUAUGCACUGCUGAAAAGGAACAUUGAGGCUGAAGUUCUCUCAUCGCAACACCAGUUUGCACACAGCGAUACGGUUGUUCUGAAAAAUGUCUGCCGAAUUAUUGCAUCACGGUAUGCAUACCUUGGAGCACCGGACCUGAAUGAUGUGGGAUUUGGCAUGACAGAGCUGACCAAAUUGGUUGAGGCAUUCUGCAGCUGGACAGAGGGCUGUGAUCUGCCAGAAGCAUCAAGAAUCGCUCAGCGCUUGCCAAGCAAUGGAGCGGAAUCCAGCAGGCUAGGACAUUCCUCCGCACCACAUGGUGAAGAUGACGAUGAUGACGAAGGAUACGAGGCAGGACAAAGCGACACGUACAAACUUGUUCAAAAGCCAACAUUUGCAUCUGGCAAGACUCUCCUAACAAUCAGAUUGGAUCGGAUCGGCCUGAAAGAUGCACCCCAACACAUUGACCCGUUCUUUUCAGUGCUGGUUAGAGAUGUUACAGGUACUGACAGGGCAACACCGCAGCGUACCUCUGUAGCAAUAGGCCGCAGUGAUCUCUACCUUCGCUUUGAAAUGGACAUCUACAUCGAUAUCCCACUGGAAGAGUUUCCUCAAGACUGUGCCAUCUUCUUCGAGCUGAACCACUACAAGCAGAAGAAGGGCAAGCACAGCACCAGGUGCUUUGCUUUCUUGGAACAUGACGAGUUCAAGCCGGGUGAAAAGGCACUGGAGCUGUACAAGAAGCCAACCAAUUUCAAGCGACGGAAACUGAGUUUGCUUACCGUCAAGCCGCUCUAUCUUCAUCUUGACCUCCAGCUUACCAAGUUCUAACUUUCUUCUUCCGAUGCAUUCAUGUAUGUUUCUCUCCGUGAUGUUGUUGACCUCAAUUGUGCUGUGCACACGACUUGAGUUCUUAUAGGAGAUUUGUUGAUUUGAACUCUCUACAGCCCCCCCCCCCCCCCCCCCCCUCCCCUUGUCCUCCCCAUGCACAUUCUUGAGUUGGUGUGCAAUUAUACUCUUGAUUUAAAGACUUUUUUAAAAGAGGGCUCUGUUGUGAUAGGACAUUUUUUCCUGUAGUAUCCACUUGCUAUGUUUUAUUUUAUUAGGUGUACAUGUACUUGAGUGUUUAGUUUUGUGGCCGGUUCCAUGCUGCUUCUCAGGUACCCCUCUUUUUUCUAUCUGCUCAAUGGUUUUCUAUCCUAUAGGCCUAGCUCGUUCAAUGCUUCACACUGGUGCUAGAAACGGAAUCGGAUGUAAGCACGAGUGCCGUGACAAUAGUGUCUAGCUGCAGUCGAUGGGGUCUGUGCCCAACAGAAUCGUUAUUAAAAUGUGUUCACAUCA
Molecule: messenger RNA, 1831 nt
Organism: Sycon ciliatum
Lineage: Eukaryota; Metazoa; Porifera; Calcarea; Leucosolenida; Sycettidae
Product: axin interactor, dorsalization-associated protein-like
Exons: 10
Coding region: 392-1321 (309 amino acids)
Biological process (GO): determination of ventral identity
Cellular component (GO): membrane
Molecular function (GO): phosphatidylinositol binding
Source: RefSeq, a predicted model, not a curated record